Vanderwaltozyma polyspora DSM 70294 is the source of this 2157-nucleotide messenger RNA. It is a transcript of the gene ZIP2, whose product is annotated as Zip2p. The record is from RefSeq and is a predicted model, not a curated record. NCBI's taxonomy places the organism in Eukaryota, Fungi, Ascomycota, Saccharomycetes, Saccharomycetales, Saccharomycetaceae. The transcript has a single exon. Bases 1 to 2157 code for a protein of 718 amino acids.
AUGACAGACUUCAGUAAUUGGAGUUGUGAAUAUCAUACUACAUUUGAUGAGAUUGUCCGUAUUGAGAAUAAGUUCAAAGAACAUUUGAAAGUGGACAAGAGGACUAGACGAAGACUACUAGAAUGUUGUUCAAAGGAUUUUGAAAUUUUAAAGUUUAAAGGACUACAUGGUAUCCCUUGUUAUCAAAUAGAAAAAAUUAACGUUAAUAUAGAGAUAAUAAGUUUAAAUGGUUUAAAUACAAAUAAUAAUGGAAGACUAACGGAGAAAUGGAAUCCCGAUAGAAUUGGAAAUUUCGAUUUUGCGUCAUAUAAUAAAAGGGAGAAAUUAUUAAUUGAUAAAGAAACAAAAGUUUUACUAAGUUGGAUUUCUGGCUUGAAAUUAGAAAAUGAAGACAUCAUGGAAUUCCCAAAUCCAUUAAUAAAAAUAAAUUCUGAAUUCAAUUCAUAUAUUAUUGAAACGUGUAAUUUUUGUUAUUUAACAAAAGAGCUACUGGUUUAUUCUCCGAAGUCAAGCCUUGAUGAACUAAUGCCAAAUGAUUUAAAUAAGAAUUUCGAAAAGCUAGAGAAUGAAAAAAUCAUUCAAUGUGAAUUAAACUUCAAUCAACAUUAUUCUUCAGAAAUCUUACCGUUUUUGGAAUUUAAACCCUACAGAACUAUAUUGUUUCUUAAUAACUUUUUAAUUGAAGUUAAUAUGAAUGGUAUUUCAAGUCAAAAUAUACCAGAGAAAACAAAAAGAGAAUUUAUUAAUUGGAAUUAUGAAAACCAAUCAGAAAUAAAUACUUCUUGGGAUAUUAAUUUAUGGUCAAAAGUUUUUGAUGAGGAUUAUAAUGAGAUUGAAUUUCUGAAAUUAAAGACCCCCAAUGAAAUAAUAACUGAAGACGUAAUAGAAAAUUUCAAAUCAUAUAAUUCGAAAAGGUUCAAAGUAUAUUGGAAAUUAGAUAAAAAUGAAACCAAAAAAUUGGAAUGGAAUCCAAUAAAAUCUUAUAUAUCUAAAAAUUUAACUACAAAGAUAUUGCUGAAUGAAAAAUUGACCAAACAGAAUGAAUAUACGAUUAAAAAACCAGAAUUGAAUUUUAAGAAAAUCUUAUACAAUAUAAUUGAUUUGAUUGAUAUUGAAAAUGGUACUUUUGGUUCAUUAAACUUAGUACUAAACAACAAAAUAGAAAAUAGUUUUCAAGAUCCACUAACAAAAAAUGAUGAAUCUUCUUCCAUAAAUGUAGAAAAAGAAAUAUCAGAAUCGACUUUACAAAUAAAUACAUCAAUGAUACCACACAAAAGAUCUUAUAUAGAUGAAGAGUUAAAAUCGAUUUUAGAGAUUAAGCGAAAAAAGAAAAAUCUGAACGACAGAAAUCUAAAAGAUUCAGAAGACAAAACUGGUUCAAUUUUAAGUUUUAUAAACCAAGGAAUUAUUACAAAUAUACCCAGAGAUACUGUACUCUCAGAUAGACAAAUAGUUUCUGAUCAAACAAUUACUGAAUCAAAUCAGUUACCAAAAUUUGGCUUGAAGAUAAAAUUUAAUUGUAAAGAGAUAGCCGGAAAGACAGUUAUAUUAAAUGGUAAAAAAAUAAGGGAAAAUCAUAAGAUAAAAAAUAUCCUUGAAAACAAAAGUCAAAUUAAAAUUCUGGAAAAAGAAUUGAGCUAUGAUUGUGACUUCAUUUUAAAUGCAACAACUUGUCUUGUUAGAAUCAAACUAGAUAAUUUUUUCCAAAUUUCCAAGAAUGGUUAUUUAUUUUACCAAAAGAAAUUAAUGGAUCUAACUACUGAAUUUAAGAGGGUAUUAGUAUUAGUCGAAUACUCAAGCAUUAUUGAAAGCACUGAUAAGGAUAUUUUUUGGAAACUUCAUCUAUAUUUGAAAAACUAUCAAUUUUAUACUUAUAUUAUACCUUCAAAUAUUGAGGAAAUCGCAAGAAAAAUAUCUUUAUUGAUAUCCAGAUAUUCAUCAAAGUAUAAUGACAAUGAGUUAGAUUGCAAUAGUUCUGAGGAACAAAUAUUACAAUCAUUAAAUUUCAAUAUUUUCUUAGUCAAAGAUAUCUUAAAAAAAUUUACCUUAUUUGAUUUUUUGAAAGGAUUAACUCUGAAUUGUGAUAAUAGGAACCAAAAUAUCUUGACAAAACAGCAACUAGCAAGAAUCAAAACGUUGCUGACACUAGAGUGGUAA